CUUCUCAGCCCUCGCACCACAGCGCCUCACCCAGCAGCCCAGGCUUCCGGACCGCGGGGAUAAAACACGCCUGGAGAGUGUCCGCCCCGCUGGUCUGCAGAGCUCAGCCCUGCCUGCCCUUGCACUCCCGCACCUAGGAGUCAUGAGCCUCGGAGCAGACUCCCGCGCCUCCCGCUCCCGGCCCAGCCCCGGCCUGCUGCUCCUGGGGCUGCUGCUGCUGCCAGCUGUGGUCGCCCGCAUCAUAGCUGCCCCUGAAGAAGGAGAUGGGGACCUGCAAUGCAUGUGUGUGAAGACCACCUCCCAAGUUCACCCCAAGCACAUCAUGAGCCUGGAGGUGAUCCGGGCCGGACUGCACUGCCCCACCUCCCAACUGAUAGCCACGCUGAAGAAUGGGAGGAAAAUUUGCCUGGACCCACAAGUCCCCACGUAUAAGAAAAUAGUCAGGAAACUUAUAGAGAGUAAGCUACUAGCUGUCUAAAUCUGCACAUUUACUAUAUAAUGUGUUUUGGUUUUUUUCAUUUUCAAUCUAACUGUGGAAAAAUCUAAUGUUUUUAUUAUCCUUCAAAUUUUAAAUAAAGAAAAUAAAUCAA
Messenger RNA from Rhinolophus ferrumequinum (greater horseshoe bat), 590 nucleotides. RefSeq names its product platelet factor 4. Gene Ontology annotation, biological process: antimicrobial humoral immune response mediated by antimicrobial peptide; inflammatory response; chemokine-mediated signaling pathway. Gene Ontology annotation, molecular function: CXCR chemokine receptor binding; chemokine activity. The record is from RefSeq and is a predicted model, not a curated record. Gene Ontology annotation, cellular component: extracellular region. The transcript has 3 exons. Lineage: Eukaryota; Metazoa; Chordata; Mammalia; Chiroptera; Rhinolophidae. The coding region runs from base 143 to 478 and encodes 111 amino acids.